GUCGAUAAAAACAAUAAACAUAUUAAGGUAUGUACUUGAUAUGCAGAUACCUAGACUCUAGAUCUUGUUCCACAAGAUACAAGUUUGCUUGACAUUUAAUUUGAACACCCACCCGGUACAAUGGAAAGCAACCUACACCAUUUAUAAUGAGAGCGCGAUUCUGACUUCUGAAUAUUGACCAGUAUAUAUAUAGUCCUUGAGCAUAGGGUAACUUAAAAAAAACUAACAAUAGUUAACGUGAUAUCAUAACGUGGCAUUCAAUGCGCGAGUCUUGCAGCACGCAGCACGAUUUGACCAUAGUUUCGCUUUGUGAAAGGGCUCCUAUCAGGCACGCGUUUCCUGCCCCAGUGCUGCAUCCAUUCUUGGCCUUGUGUUUUUGGCUUGUUCGGUAAUUGGACAUUUUUUUCUCUAUGUCGUGCAAAUGUAUCAUUAUUUCAUUUUCAACAAAAUUCACUUAUAUUGGUUGAUUUUGCAACUACUGAUUAUUUGGAUUCUGUUUACACCAUCUGAAAUGAUAUUUCUCUGUCAUGCAUAAUUGCAUCCCGACUUUUGCGACAUGAAACGCCAUCUCGAAUUGCCAUUCAUCCGGGGUUGAAAAGGCUACAGACGUCCUCCUAUUGUUUGACUGAUUGUCUACGUUUGGAAGCAAAAUGUUAAUUUAGCAUUUCCAGGCGUUUGUACGAGCAAAGUUUAUGCUAAGUGAAAGUGUGAAAUCAUGUCUGUUGACAAAGAGUGGAGUGAAGCUUUGAAGGCCUGUCUUGCAAAUGUGGAGGAAUUGAACAGUGAACCAUCCAGCUCUCAACCACAGGAUCAUCAGGCUGACAAUUUGCCUUCAUCAUCACUCAGUCCGGAGGAGUGUUCCCCUCAGCCAUCCCCUGACAGCCAGCAUAAAGAUGCUACACCUCAGUCAUCUCAGCCAGGGUUCUCUCCCCUGUCCCAGCAGGACGGCAGCGUGUCUCAAUCUGGUGUCCCUCCAUCCUCCAUGGCCGGUGGCAAUCUCUACCAAGAACUUUCUUUUCAUGAAGAGAGCGGCACCUUUGAAAACGAAUCUCAUCACCUACUGGAACCCAUGGAUCAUCAAAUUGAAACAGAUAACAAUAUGUACCAGUCACCCGGAAAGCCAGGAGUACGAAAAGGGGUUGGUGUCCCAAGUUCUCAGUUUGCCAACAACAGUGUCAUGAACACAGGACCUUCCCAUUCACAGAACUUGAACUCUCCGGAGCAGUCACUUAAGACCUGCAACCAGUUACUGGAGCAGAUGAAAACGGUGGGCCGCUUGCCUAUUGGCCCCCCCGCGCCUCAGAACGCUCCGCCGAGGCAACCUGCUUUUAGAAUGAACAACCCCGGCUCCGCCAUACACACAGGCGGGCAGCCUUCCAGACUCGGCUUUCCACGACCGACAUCACCAAGACAUGCGGCACUGUCACCACAACAAACAGGCGGUCGACCUCAUCAGCCACAGCAGCACCCACAGAAACAGAUGCAGCAAAAUCCACCACCACCACGGUUGCAGCAUCAGCAACAGAAUCCGGGUCCACAACAGCAGCACUUUCAAAGGCGACCCCAGCAGCAGCAGCAGCUGCGUCCGAGACUGCCAAAUAACCAGAUGCAAAAUGCAAGACAUCCAGCUAACGCAGUCAGGAUGGCUUCUGCCAACAGAAAUAUGGGCCCUGUACCAGGAGGUCGUCCUGGAAGCGGUCCACCAGGACAAAUGCAAGGUGCAGUUGGUGCCAACAGAAAUGGCUCAAACUUUCCCCGGGGCCCUGGCCCUGGCCCUGGCCCAGCACAAACCAACAUGGCUUCUGGAAUGAAACCUCCGGCUCUCAGAGCUGAAGCUCCUAAUCCGUACAUGGACCCUGAAGAUGAUGAUAUUCCGAUGGAUGAAGAGGACAUGUAUUACGAUGAUGAUGAGGAGGAUUAUGAUGAGGACAUGGAAGAGGAUGAAGAGGAUUUUUACGAGCAGUACCACCAUGGCCCUCCUCCUUUCCAUGGCCCCGGCGGUCCAGUCCCUCCCCAUGGCCCCAUGCCACCCUAUCAGUUUGAGGAUUCCAGUGAUGAGGAUGAUGUUACUGAUGAGGAAGCUGCACUUUUGGAAGAAUUAUCGGACUGUCAGGACGAGGAGAGACGGAAAAUUCUGAUCCAGCAGUUACAUGAAAAGGGGGUUGACCCUGAAGACAUCAGUUACGCUGAGGCCGAGGGGCAUGCGUUCUUUGAAAGUCAAACAUAUUUUGGGGAAGAACAGGAAAACGCCAUAUCUUCAUCCUCUCAGCCGUCUCCUCUGCAAAAGCAGCAGCCAGGACAACACCCUGCUACAUGGCCCGCGGGUGUUGUACAGAAUGUUGCUCACAGCUCCUCCGCUGGAUUCUCACACGGUCAGCAGACGAUGCAGUACUCCCAGCAAGGUGCCGGUCCUCCGUCCAGUCAGGGGUCUCAUGCCGUCAGUCAGCCGCACAGCCUACAGCCCAGGGUUCCUGGACAGAACGCGAACCAGGCACGGAGGCCUCCUCCUGUGGGUGGCCCGCAGGGUGGGAAUGUGGGAGGUCCUCCUAACAUGCGUCCUCAGCCUCCCCAAGGGCAGAUGAGACCAUCGGGUCCUAGACCGCAGGGGCCACGGUUUGCCGGACCGUCACAGUCGAAUCCAAGUCAGAACAUUCCAGGGCAGCAGCAGCAGCAGCCGGUAAGUCCUCAUGUUCAGAACGCUGUUCGCCAUCCAGCUUCAACUGGGGCUGGUCGCCCAUCACACCCGCUCAGACCUCCAAUAAUUUCGCCGAUGCAGACCGGUGUGCCAAGACCGCAGGGUAUUGGUUCAGUUGCUCCCACCCAGGCUGGUGGGUUUGCCCGACCUCAACACGCUCCGCUGCGAUCUGUCCGCCCAAGGCUGCCAGGAAGGUUCGCAGGUCAGCACAGAGCUCCCAUCACAGGUGCUCUGGAUCAGGAGAUGGCGCCUAGUGAAGCCAAACUGGCAAGACUCGCUGUCAUGCAUAUGCAGGAGAGUCUGGACCGAGAAAUAAUGGCGAAAAAGGGAAUGCCUCCCUCUCUGGCUGUGUCAGGUUCACAGACAGUUCGGAGCAUGAGCCCUCGUAUGCCGUCAAACAUUCCUCAUCGAUUCGCCCACAAUCAACAGCAGCAGCACGCUGGUUUCAGCCCGCAUGCUCUGCAACAGCGCAUGGGCCACCCACAUAACCUUCACAGUCAGGGAUUCUCACCUCACCCUCCUCGUCGUCAGCUCUCCCCUCGCUCCCCCUACCCUGGCAGUGUAAACAACAAUAUUCACAGCCCCAGCAGCAGCACCACAUCUUUAUCAGAAGGCAGGCCCAUCUGCAGUGUGGUCCCAUUUACAGAUCAAAAUCCAACUGGCCAACAGGCUAACCAAUCUUACAACAACAAUAGUGCACCUCAAAGAUCACACCCACCUCCAUCACAACAACAACAACAACAGACUGGUAACUUUGUUCGACCUCGGAACCCCGCCCCGAAUCUCCAGCAGUGCCAAACGUCAUCUCAGUUCAACGCAGCACAGCAGGCACCGACCUCUCAGUUCCCUGCAGCACAACGUAUGAGUACGUCCAUAUCUGGUUACACUUCUACGUCAUCGGCUGCCAUGGGUGGUCCGGUGAUGGGAAGGGUUCCCGUUCCGGGUAGCCCCGCUCAGAGCCCCACAGCCCCAAUCUUGUCCGUCCAGGGCAGUCAUAACUCUCAAGGUCAAACACUUUCCCAGGGUCAAAUGUCAUCCCAGGCUGGUCAGCUCCCUCCACAGCAGCCACAGGUCUCCUCUGCUCCACCCAACAGCCAAAAUGCUCCCAAGUCUGAUUCUUUUAGCCUAGACAAGUUGUCAGAGGACAAGUGUAUCAUCACGGGGUCUGGCAGCAAGAACCAAGGUCUGAUGCCCAACAUGGUGUACCAGAUCCGCUCCCCACUAGACAACUCCCUGGUGCUAGCCGUGUGGACGGGGGAAAGGUUUCAGGAUCUCAGCGAGGAAGACCUUAACGGACGUUUAGCAAAUGCUGCCACUUCGACGUCAGGUCUGCCUGGUCAAAUGAUGCAGACCAGUACCCAGGCUGGCAGUAAUGUUCCCAAUGUGGCUUCAGUACAGCCAACACAGCAGGUGCCGCCCAGGUACGAAGACAGGUGCAGUGGCACUGAUGGGCAAGCUACAUCUAGUCAAGAUUCUAGUACUACUCAGGCAGAGACAGGAGAUACGAUUGCUCAAAACAGACAAGCAAGUGAGGGAAGCGGCCAGUCUACGUUUGUCAAGCCUCUACCUCCUCAAGGUGGCACUCAAGAAAAAUGCCCGGCACAAGAAGAAGAUGAUGAUGAUGAUGAUUCUAUAUUUAAGAAACCUUUGAGUGAAAACGAAGAGCACUUCCGAGUGUGCAAGCUCUGCGGGUACACAAGUCGCAACUUUAAACGGUGCGAGGGAUGUAAGAGGAUAUUCCAGGGGGAGGUGAAGAUCCACUCUCUGAAGAAAAACCCAGCAGGAAAAACAACAGGCACGUCUGCUUCGCCUUCCUCGCUGGGGACUUCCUCGCCAUCCGGGCAGGACUCUCACCCCCAGGGGGAGUCGUGGAACAAGAGAUCUGUGGGCGGUGUCCAGAAUGUGAUGAACAGCGUGUCGUUCUACGGGAACUCUGGCGUGCGAGGCCGGGGGAGGGGGGCCAGGGGUGGGCCUGGCAGGACGAGAGGAGGUGGGCUCAAGGGGAGGAAUGGAGCCAGGGCACCAGUUGGGGAAGACUACGACAGUGACUCAGGUGAUAUGGACGGACUAUCCUCUGACGGAAAUUCGGGUAACAGUCUUGAUGGGCAAGGGAAAAGACGAGCUGGAAGACCAAAGGCGAAGAACCCUGCUCCUCGUAAACGGUCCAAGAAAGUGGAUGAGCCAGUGACUGUGACCAUCUCAUCUGAUGAAGAUGAGCCGUCAUCGACCUCAAACUCAAUGCCCGGCUACAUGCCCAGUCCAGCUCACUCCUCGGGCGGAGAAUCGCCCGUCUUCCCUCACCUCAAGUCAGAGCCUGUCAAUGCUUUUGGUCGUUUUAGACGAGCUCGGAUGCAGGACGAGGAUGGCAGAAGCAGACUGUCGAAGAAAUUAAACAACACUGUCGUCCCAUCACCUCGAAUAGAACAAGGAGAGGGAGAGGAGGAAGAAGAUGAAGAGGAUGAGGAUGAUGAAGAGCCUCCGAUCUACGAAAUAGAAAUACGCAGCGUGAGGAUUGGUUCCAUGAGGACCAUAGCCGAGGGACCGUUGUUCAUGAAUGUGAGGGGUGUCUGCAUGAAAGUUAAAUCUGAGAGUUCCGGGGAAGUUUACGAAUGUGAGAUCUUGUCUGAUGAAGUGGAGAAAGUGAAGUUCUGCUUUGGAGAAUCCCAGCGGGUGCUCUUCUUCUUCCUGACCAUGGAGUGUGGUGAAAAACUGCGUAGCAUCUUCCACAUGGAGAAGGGGGAUGAUGAGUACUUUGAUCCCUCCAGUACAGACAUGAGACAGAAGAUGGUGGUGGUGAUCAUCGAAGACCGUGACCACAUCCCUGUAGACAUGAUCCGCGAGACCAUCUCCCUGUGGGCAGACAUCAACAGCAUGGACGACAACAACUUUAGUGAGGAGCUGUGUCCUGACAGUGCUAAUGACCUGCUCAUACAGUCCGCACCGCCCGUCCUUACUCACGGGGCUGAGACGGAGCGGGAUGUGGUGAAGUUUAAGAAGAGUUACAACAGGAUGAACCAAGACCUGUCCAAUAUAUCCGGGCCAUCUUACAGCCCCUCGGACAGUAUGGAUAAUGAGCCAGACAGCACAUCCAGCUCUCCACCAGAGCAGAAACAGCUCUUUGACGUACCUUCCGUCAGGCUGCUGCAGUAUCCAUUCCCACCAGCUCGAGGCAUCCCAAUCACCACAGAGGACCUUUACUGUCUGACCGAGGGAGAGUUCCUCAAUGAUGUCAUCAUUGACUUUUACCUACAGUAUUUGUACGAGGAAAUACUCAAUGAAGAAAAUCGGAAAAGGACUCACAUCUUUAGUUCCUUCUUCUACAAGCGCUUGACACAACGAGACAGGCUCUUUGGGAAGACGGAGGAAGACGCAAAGAAAAGCUUGCCGGAGCGCCGUCAUGCCCGUGUGAAAAAAUGGACCAAAACAGUUGACCUGUUCAGCAAAGACUUCAUUAUUGUCCCAAUCAACGAACACUCCCACUGGUACCUGGCAGUGAUCUGUUUCCCUGGUCUGGCCAACCCAGAGGUGGUUCCCUUCAUCCCGAGCACGGUGCAUGGGGAAGACACAGAGGAUGAUAAUACGGAAACUGGGGGGUCAGAAGAUACUCCAGCAGAAGAAACAAAUCCGGAACCUUUACCGAAGACAAUCCUUGGCAAGCAGUUAGACCCUCAAAAAUGUAUUGACAAUGAGGAAAGCAAGUACAACCUGGGACAGAAACAACCCUGCAUUUUGAUGUUUGAUUCCUUACUUGGCCCAAGCAGGGCGCCAAAUGUUCGGAUGUUGAGAGACUAUUUACAAUGUGAAUGGAAUGCAAAGAAGUCUGAGCAGAGAAACAUUGCCAAGAUUCUCCGGGGCUCUACUCCAAAAGUUCCUCAGCAGAGCAACUACAGCGACUGUGGUGUGUUUCUCCUGCAGUACGUUGAGAGCUUCUUUCAGGACCCUAUCGCAGACUUCCAGAUCCCCAUGAAGGGCCUGCAGACAUGGUUCCCCGAGGAGCUGGUGCUGAACAAACGACGAGAGAUCCACGACCUCAUCAUGCAGCUACACCGGCGCUUUCAGGAGGAAAGAGGAGACUCACGUGUAUUAGAGAUCAUGUAUGAGUCUGUGCCGAGAGAGCCCAUGCCUCAUAAGCCAGGCCCAUCUAUGGCAGAGAUGAUGCCAGGACCUGAAAAUCUGGUGCCUGGAAUGAGCCGGGAUGACGAGAGCUCUAACUCUUCUGUUGCCGGAGAUAUGAGCAAAGCUGACUUUGGUGCUGCGGCUGCCAUGCCAAUGUCUCAGGAAGAAGAAGAAGAAGGGGAGGAGGAGAUGCCACCGCCUUUGCCAGAGGAAGCGACGAUGAUGGAAUCGCAGGAAAAGGAACAGGAAGAAGAGGAGGAGAACACAUCGUAGUACAGGAAUCGAAAGCCUCUGCAGAGUAGUAUUAUCGUGGUUUGUGGACUGGCCGUUGAUCUGCCUUUGGGGUGCCUUGUUAAAGAAUCUUUUGAAAAUUUCUGAGGUCUUUGAUUUACUGGGUUUUGUUCGUUUCUUGCCAGUUUAUGAAUGUGAUGGCAGGUUGUUGGACAGUGCCUCACUGACAGGCCCUACUUCUUCUUUGGUAUCCUUCUGUUACGUCUGUCUCUUCUUUUUUUCUCUCUACUGCGCCGAACGAUUAUUGAUGUGUUGGUGUGCUUCUUUUUACUUGGAGCAGUGAAAUUCCUGUACAUGACAUUAAUUUUGCGUUUUUGGAUAUAGUCCAGUAAGUGUUUAUGUGUUUCACCCAAAUCCCACUGCUAUUGUUUCUCCAACAUUUAGUGUUGAGCUGAGGAACACAGUUCAUGAAAUUCAUUCGUCUUCGGGCUUGCCAUAGGGCAGACUUCACACUCAUUACGAGGCUUGGGAGGGGGGGGGGGGUAUUGGGCUCCUGUACACCCUUAAAAUGCAGAACCGAACUUGUUGCGGAUAGGACUGGCAGCGAAUGGAAAGAUAAGUCAUGUGCUGGAGGGAGGUUUCGGUUGUGUUUGGAAGAUUGCUCUAUUAAGCUUUACCCUCCUGCUCCCAGAUGCCAAGUUCUAAGUGUGAGUGGGUAUUUAUUGAUCUUUGCUGUCACCGAGACUCAACAGACAGAAAGUAUGAGAAAUAAUGAGUUUGAGACUAGUACAACUGAACGUUUGGUGAUGAGGCAUAUUAUAUAUUAAAUUCUGUGAAAUAUAAUGUGUUUUGAACAAAUGAUAGAAUAUUUGUGCUUGCUGCGUGUCUGGUGGAACUGUGAUUUCUGGAGAAAAUUUCCAACUUACUGGUCUUAUAAUGUGUUCUGUUGAAAGAACAGAGCUUUGCAUAUUGCUGUGUAUUUUUUUUUUUGUAGAAUGUGUAUAUUCUGUACUUGUGAGGAGAGUUGGUAAUCAAAAACCCUCAUUCAUUGAUCAUGUUGUAUAUGCUGUAAUUAUCUGACAAAAAAUGUUGACAUUGAUUUUUCUUCACAUAAAUAGAAUUUGGUGAGUGCCUGGUCGAAGAUUGUCUGAGAAUUUGCUUUAUCACAGUCAGAGAGUACAGAAACUUUUGUACAAUGAGUCAUGUGUUUCAUGACAACAGUCGUUCAUCGUUUAGCAGAAACUUCCCUUUACAGUAGCAUUUGAUUUCUCUUUAUUCUCUCUUUUGUAUCUUUUUUUUGUUUUGACUGGUUAAGGAAAUAGUUUCAAAUCCUUAAGACUUAAGGUGUCACAUUUCAACUGGAUCUGUUCUUAUUUUCAAGAUGUUACCGUGACUAUGUUAAUGAAGAUACUGAUGUGUGUAUGGGGGAGGGGGAUCCCCCGUUGGGGUCAUUGGGUGCUUUGAGUGAGUGCAUUCUCUGUGGUGCAGUCUCACUGAUGAUUUUAUUCUUUGUUCUUGUAGUGUUUGUCAAGUCCUAUCUGAAUUUGUGAAUAAAUGUGUACCAAGGCAUAAAACACA
Molecule: messenger RNA, 8620 nt
Organism: Aplysia californica (California sea hare)
Lineage: Eukaryota; Metazoa; Mollusca; Gastropoda; Aplysiida; Aplysiidae
Exons: 26
Coding region: 716-7084 (2122 amino acids)
Biological process (GO): protein desumoylation
Cellular component (GO): nucleus; cytoplasm
Molecular function (GO): SUMO-specific endopeptidase activity
Source: RefSeq, a predicted model, not a curated record